AUGGCAAGAAAGAAGGCGAAGCUUGCAUGGAUAGUGAAUAACAGUGCCAGAAGAGCCAGCCUCAGGAAAAGGAGGUUAGGCCUGUUGAAGAAAGUGAGUGAGCUGACCACUCUAUGCGGUGUCGAUGCUUGUGUCCUCAUCUAUUGCCCGGACGAAACCGAGCCAGUGGUGUGGCCGUCACACGACGUGAUGCAACAACUGCUUGCACGGUUCCAAAGCAUGCCCGAGUUGGAGCGGCAAAGGAAAAUGAUGAACCAAGAUACCUACCUCAGAGAAAAUGGUACAAAGACGCAAGAACAACUGACGAAGUGCCAAAGGAGGAACAAGGAAGUCGAGAUGACCCAUCUCAUGCAUCAAAUCAAUCAAGGCAAGGAGCUUGAUGAACUUAACCUCAGUGAACUGCAUGGGCUGAUUUGGUUUGUGGAAGAGAAGAUCAAGGACAUUAGAAAGCGGAUUGAGUUUUUCCAACUAGUUCCUUUUGCACCUGCAGGCUUCCCUCAUCAUCCACAUCUUCCUCUUCCUCCCCAAGGCCCUCCAAUAAAUGAAACGGCCCAAAUUGGCAGUGGCAGCGCGGGCCAUGGUGGGAGCGGAAGGACUCCAACCGAACCCUCGCUGUGGGACCCAUGGUUCAUCGAUAUGAUGAACCACAAUGAACACCAAUCUGCUGGCAGCAGUAGCAUAAGGAGUGAUGUGGGCUUUCCAUAUCACCCGUUUGCUGGCAGUGCUGCAGAUGAUCCGGGGCUGCCAGGACACUCAUUUGCUGGCAGCUUCAGUGGUGCAGCUGACACGGGGCUGCCUCCUAUGAGUUUCGGACAACAGGGUGCAGGUGUAAGUGACAUGGGGCUGUCUCGAGCGAGUAGCAUCGGAGGCAGCAGUUUUGGCCCUUUUGGGGGUGAUAUAGGGCUGGGACUGCACCCUUUUGGUGGAGACGUAAGAAGAAGCUCUGCCGUAAGUGAGUUAGGGCUGCCGCGUUUCCAGUAUUUUGGAGGCAGCAGCAGUGGUGCUGGCAGCGAUAUCGGACUGCCAUUUGAUGGGAAAACCUGGCCAAGCAACUUCUCUCCCUGA
Messenger RNA from Theobroma umbraticum, 1065 nucleotides. RefSeq lists its product as uncharacterized. NCBI's taxonomy places the organism in Eukaryota, Viridiplantae, Streptophyta, Magnoliopsida, Malvales, Malvaceae. Gene Ontology annotation, biological process: positive regulation of transcription by RNA polymerase II. The record is from RefSeq and is a predicted model, not a curated record. Gene Ontology annotation, molecular function: cis-regulatory region sequence-specific DNA binding; protein dimerization activity; DNA-binding transcription factor activity, RNA polymerase II-specific.